Dovyalis caffra is the source of this 162-nucleotide messenger RNA. NCBI's taxonomy places the organism in Eukaryota, Viridiplantae, Streptophyta, Magnoliopsida, Malpighiales, Salicaceae. The record is from the annotation of a GenBank genome assembly.
AUGUCUCUUUCCAGUGCCCCAGCAAUUGUACCUGUAAACUUAGCAAGUGAAUUUAACAAACCUCUCCAGAAUCCAAUGUGUUGGCCAAACAUUUAUUCUUUGGCCGAUUCCUUGGGCAAGAAACAGUGGCAGCACAAGAAAGAUGCUGAUGCUUUGGACUAG